UGGAAUAUGGUUUCAUGCCUGCAUCAAUGUGUAGCGAUUUAAAUUGAUUUUAGUAAAAAAGCCAAUUAUUACGGAACGGAAAUAAAAUAAUAACUAAAAUGGAGUUGAGUGAUGUUAUAGUGAAUCAGCCCGUCGUAAUAGACAACGGCUCCGGCGUUAUAAAGGCGGGCUUCGCUGGUGAUCAGAUACCGAAAUGUCGUUUCCCGAACUAUAUUGGUCGUCCGAAGCACACAAGAGUGAUGGCAGGAGCGCUAGAAGGCGAGAUCUUCGUUGGUCCUCGUGCAGAAGAGCAUCGCGGUCUUCUCAGCAUCAAAUACCCAAUGGAACACGGAAUAGUUACAGACUGGAACGACAUGGAAAAGAUUUGGAAUUAUAUUUACAGUAAGGACCAGCUAUCUACUUUCUCAGAAGAACACCCGGUGCUGUUGACAGAAGCACCUCUAAACCCUCGCAGGAAUAGAGAAAAAUCCGCCGAAGUAUUCUUUGAGACAUUCAAUGUACCGGCAUUAUUUCUUUCAAUGCAGGCCGUUCUCAGUUUGUAUGCAACAGGUCGUACCACGGGUGCUGUACUGGACUCCGGCGAUGGAGUGACGCACGCCGUCCCCAUAUACGAGGGGUUCGCGAUGCCGCACAGCAUCAUGAGGGUCGACGUGGCCGGGCGUGACGUCACCAAGUACCUUAGACUUCUGCUCCGCAAAGAGGGAGUGAACCUCAGGACGUCCGCCGAGCUGGAGAUCGUCAAGUCGAUCAAGGAGCGGGCGUGCUACCUGUCUCCGAACCCUCUGAAAGAAGAGACCUUGGAGAAUGAAAGGGCUCAAUACGUUCUCCCUGAUGGAACACAACUUGAGAUUGGCCCGGCCCGGUUCCGAGCUCCCGAAGUGCUCUUCAGACCGGACCUGAUCGGUGAGGAGUGCGAAGGUCUUCAUGAGGUGUUAAUGUUUUCAAUUCACAAGUCAGACAUGGACCUAAGGAAGGUCCUCUACCAGAACAUAGUCCUCAGCGGGGGCUCCACGUUGUUCCGGGGGUUCGGGGACAGGCUCUUGCACGAGAUCCGGAGACUGGCGCCUAAGGAUAUGAAGAUCAGGAUCUCGGCCCCCCAGGAGCGCCUGUAUUCCACGUGGAUCGGAGGCUCGAUCCUCGCGUCUCUGGACACCUUCCGCAAGAUGUGGGUCUCCAAGAGAGAGUAUGAUGAGGAGGGUCACAGGGCCGUCCACAGAAAGACAUUCUAGAACGUUCCACAAAGACCUCUAGAUUCUCAUCCGAAAUGCUCUUAAGUUUUGUGAACGGCGUUUCAACAUCAAAUAAACGCUAAAAAAUAAUAAUAAACUAUCUAAAAUAUUAUAAAAAUUAAUGCUUUAUUUAUUAUGCAACGGAAGUUUCUAGAAGCAAAUUUCCCUGUUCGCUUGAUCUCGCUUGGACGUUAUCCGAAUCAACCGACCUUACCUUAUAAUGUCCGGGAUGUUUCUAGAUCACGCUUAGUUAUCUAGAACUUUCUAGAUGCGAAUGGCUGCUUAAAUCGUAAACGCGCUGAAGGAUCUUCCCGUAACGAUAAAUCGCUCAACAUAUUUCAUUAAACAUUAAUUCUAGAAGAA
Bombyx mandarina (wild silkworm) is the source of this 1592-nucleotide messenger RNA. It is a transcript of the gene Arp1, whose product is annotated as Actin-related protein 1. NCBI's taxonomy places the organism in Eukaryota, Metazoa, Arthropoda, Insecta, Lepidoptera, Bombycidae. The record is from RefSeq and is a predicted model, not a curated record.